AUGCCAACGAUUGCGCCUACCAAAGAGUUGGUUUCCGAAGUCUACCAAAGGCUGGACCGAAACUUGACCACCGUCCGGCAAUUCCAGAACCGGCCCCUGACUCUGUCCGAAAAGAUCCUGCUGUCCCAUCUCGACAAUCCGGCGGAGACCGACCUGGUACGAGGCGAGACCUACGUCCAGCUACGGCCCGACCGGGUCAUCCUGCAGGACGUGCUGGGCCAGACGGCCAUUCUCCAGUUCAUGCAGACCCUCCGGUCCACCACUGCGGUGCCCACGUCGGUCCACUGCGAUCACCUGAUCCAGGCCCGUGUUGAGGGCUCCCAGGACUUGCGCGAGUCCCUGGGCGAGAACAGCGAGGUCUAUGACUUCCUGAAGACGGCGGCAGCCAAAUACGGUGUGGGCUUCUGGGGCCCCGGAGCCGGCAUCAUCCACCAGGUCGCCCUGGAAAACUAUGCCUAUCCCGCCCAGUUGAUGAUCGGCACCGACUCCCAUACCCCCAACGGCGGCGGCCUUGGCUCCAUUUCCGUGGGUGUUGGCGGCGCGGACGCCGUUGAAGUUAUGGCCGGCCUGCCUUGGGAGGUCCUCUAUCCCCGGUUCAUUGGCGUCCACCUGACCGGCGAACUGAGCGGCUGGACUGCCCCCAAGGACAUCAUCCUUUAUCUGGCUGGCGUCCUGACCGUCUCCGGCGGCACCAACUGCGUCAUCGAGUACUUUGGCCCUGGCACCAGCACCAUUAGCGCCACGGGCAAGGGAACCAUUUGCAACAUGGGCGCCGAGUUGGGCGCGACCUCUUCCACCUUCCCCUAUGACGAGUCCAUGGCCCGCUACCUGCGUGCCACCAACCGCGCCGAGUUGGCGGAACUGGCCGAGCAGUACCGGCACCUGCUGGCCGCCGACCCCGAGGUUGCCGAGAAUCCGUCGGCCUACUACGACCAGGUGGUCGAAAUCAACCUGUCCGAGUUGGAGCCCCACCUGGUGGGCCCCCACUCGCCCGACCGGGCCCGCCCCCUCUCCCGCAUGGCCCAGGAAUUGCAGGAAGACCCCGGCCUGGUGGACGAGAUUUCUUCGGCCCUCAUCGGUAGCUGUACCAACUCCUCUUACGAAGACAUGAGCCGCUCCGCCGACGUGGCGGAACAGGCCAAGGCCCACGGCAUCGGGGCCGCGGUUCCCUUCAUGGUUACCCCCGGUUCCGAGCAGGUGCGCGCCACCAUUGAGCGGGACGGCCAGAUGCAGUCCCUGUCCGACAUCAACGCCACCGUGCUGGCCAACGCCUGCGGGCCCUGCAUCGGCCAGUGGCGUCGGGUCGGCGAUCCCGUAGGCCGCCCCAAUACCAUCCUGACCUCCUACAACCGGAACUUCCCCGCCCGCAACGACGGCGAAGCUUCCACCAUGAACAUCAUCGGCAGUCCGGAGAUCGUGACUGCUCUGGCUUUGGCCGGACGCCUCUCCUUCAACCCCAUGACCGACACCCUUGUCGGCGCCGAUGGGCAGGAGUUCAUGCUGGAGCCGCCCAAGCCCGCGCCCGACGUUCCCCAGGAGGACUUCGAUAAGGGUUCCUCUUCCUACGAUGAUCCGCCGGAAGACGGCAGCGACAUUGAACUGACCGUGGCCCCCGACAGCGAGCGCAUCCAGUUGUUGCAGCCCUGGCAACCCUGGGACGGCGAGGACUUCGUGGAUAUGCCGGUGCUGCUCAAGGCCCAGGGCAAGACCACUACCGACUCCAUCUCCCCUGCCGGUAUUUGGCUCCGCUUCCGCGGUCACCUGGACCGGUUCAGUGACAACAUGUUCAUGGGCGCCAUCAACGCCUACACCGGCGAUGCUGGCAAGGGCAAGAACGUGGUCACUGGCGAGGAGGGCGUUGGCUUCUCCCGCAUCGCCCGCGACUACCAGGCCCAGGGGAUCAAGUGGGUGGUCAUUGGCGACUCCAACUACGGCGAGGGCAGCAGCCGCGAGCACGCCGCCCUGUCGCCCCGCCUGCUUGGCGGCGCGGCGGUUAUCGUCCGCAGCUUUGCCCGCAUCCACGAGAGCAACCUGAAGAAGCAGGGCCUGCUGGCCUUCACCUUCCCGGACCCCGCCGACUACGACCGCCUCCAGGAGGAUGAUCGCAUCAGCCUGGUGGGCCUGAAAGACAUGGCCCCCGGCAAGCAGGUUGAGUGCCGGAUCCAGCACGCCGACGGCACCAGCGAAACCCUGAUGCUCAACCACUCCUACGCCGAGUCCCAGUUCGACUGGUUCCGCCUCGGUUCAGCCCUCAACCUCUUCCACCAGUAG
Geodia barretti is the source of this 2271-nucleotide messenger RNA. Lineage: Eukaryota; Metazoa; Porifera; Demospongiae; Tetractinellida; Geodiidae. The record is from the annotation of a GenBank genome assembly.